Pristis pectinata (smalltooth sawfish) is the source of this 1136-nucleotide messenger RNA. RefSeq names its product neurotrophin-4-like. NCBI's taxonomy places the organism in Eukaryota, Metazoa, Chordata, Chondrichthyes, Rhinopristiformes, Pristidae. Gene Ontology annotation, biological process: regulation of neuron differentiation; negative regulation of neuron apoptotic process; nerve development. Bases 398 to 1120 code for a protein of 240 amino acids. The record is from RefSeq and is a predicted model, not a curated record. The transcript has 3 exons. Gene Ontology annotation, molecular function: growth factor activity; nerve growth factor receptor binding.
UUAAGGCACAGAGAAACAAAGGAAGACAAGAAAAGCAAAUGGGAGGCGUGUUGCCCUCAAUGAGGAGAACAGCGGAAAAGUUGUGAUUCUCCGUGGGGAAAGCAGUCUGUAUAGAAUUCGAGGGGUCGGUGUUAAAGAUGCAUUGGAUCUUUGGUUUGGAGGCUUUCGUUGCCGACCAGGCUGCUCCGGGCACCGCGCGGCAUGGCAGAGAGACGACCGCUCACCUUGAGUAUUUCACCCCACGGGGCUGACGGGGAAACCGGGACGAUUCUCAUCGGCGACUCGGGCUCUGGGGGUUCCUACACCCCACUGUGUGUGAGGAUUCCCCCGAGUCUGGCUUGAAAUCAAAGCAACAUCCCCCCACCCUGCCCCCGACGGUCUGUGAGGGAGCAGAGUAAUGAUCACCCUCCUUUACACCAUGGUCGCUUUGUAUCUUGGGAACAUCCAGGCUGCUCCUGUGCAAUCAGACGUCGCCUCGACAGGCCGUGGCUCUGGUUGGGACAGGCUGGGACUGCAACCCCGGCUGAUGGAGAGCGAGAUGGUCGAUGAGGCGACUGGAGAGAGCCCUCUGGAGGAGGUGAUGCUGGACAUGCAGGGUCUAGACUCUGAGAUCUCGAGCAAGGAGUGGGACCUCUACUCCCCAAGGGUGAUCCUGGCCACCAGACCCCCUGGUGACCCACCCUUGCUCUUUAUCAUGGAGGAGUCUCUGAGCCAGACUGAGAUGGCUAACAGGACUUCAAGGGUGAAGAGGCAGUCAGCGAGUGUGGACCCAUCCCGCAGGGGCGACCUCUCGGUGUGUGACAGCAGCAGCGAGUGGGUGACGGACCGAAGGGUAGCCGUGGACGUCCUGGGCAAGACAGUGACCAUCCUGACAGACGUGCCCACCUCCACCGGCCCCCUCAAACAGUACUUUUAUGAGACCAAGUGUAAUGAGCGUUCCUCCACCGCGCAGGGUGGGUGCAGGGGCGUCGACAAGAGGCACUGGAUCUCAGAGUGCAAGACCAAGCAAUCGUACGUGCGAGCUCUGACCAUGGACGCCCAGAAGCGAAUGGGUUGGCGUUGGAUACGGAUAGACACCUCCUGUGUCUGCACACUGAUCAACCGGACCGGACGGGUGUGACCUUCAUCCUUCUUUG